CCCACCGCGACGCGUCUUUAUCAGAUUCAGUGCGACAGCCGAGAAGAUGCCCUCCACCACACAUGUAUCAAUGGUACCGACAUUGAUGCUCAAUUCCUGUGUCCAUAUCUAGAAAUUAUAGCCUCUCACUUGAUUAGAGGUCAUGGUCACAAUGUCGGACGACUACGGCGAUGUUGACCGCGGCUACGACAACUCUCACAAAGCUUUUCUGCAGGCCUUCCUCGCCCGAAGCGUGAUGACGCUGGAUGAAGCGAAACCCAUCCUCGCCAAGAUAUUGUCUGCUCACGACGACCGGGAGACCCUCCCCGACGACAUCACCGCCACCGACAUCCAAUCCUACAUCGCAACAGUAAAUGCUGCCAUCUCCCCCCUCGACUACGAAAUCCGCCACACCCACCGCCAAACCGCCUCCCCUACCACCAACCACCCCACCUCCACCCAGCAACCCUCCCCACGAACCCUCAUCUACGCCCUCGUCAACACCGUCUCCGACCUCUCUACCCAACUCGCCACCACCCACUCUCCCGACGACAUCGCCUUCGUCAAGCGUGUCCUCGACGACAUGUUCGAGAAAAACAACACCCCGAAACGCGAGACCAUGGCCGUCAAGGGUAUCGAUGCGCUGCGCAACCGGCGGCCGCCGAACGCGCCGGAGACGCAGGCGCAGACGCCGCGGCGGAGCGAAGGGGGUGAAGGGGCGAUGACACAGAUGGCGAACGGGGGGAGCGGGGGAACGGCGUUGACGGUGGAUCGGGCGGAGAAGGUGUUGCAGGGGUUGGUGGAGGAGGGGUGGUUUGAGAAGAGUCGAGCGGGGUUUCUGAGCUUGAGUCCGAGGGCGUUGAUGGAGUUAAGGGGGUGGUUGUAUGAUACGUAUAAUGAGGCGGUAGAGGGUGAAGAGGAGGGGGAGAGGUGGGUGAGGAUUAAGGAUUGUGAGGGGUGUAAGGAUAUCGUGACGAUUGGCCAGCGGUGCGCGAAUCCCGAUUGUCUGGUUCGGUUUCAUAACUUCUGCGCGCAAGGGUUCUUUCGGAACGGGGCGGCGAAGAACUGUCCGCGGUGUCAGACCGAGUGGACGGGGCAGGACUUCGUGGGACAGGAGGCGGCGAAGGGGAUGGCGGCUCAGAGAAGGCAGAGAGGACAGCGAGUGGGACGGGGUCAGGCGAGUGCCGAGGCAGUUGAGAGUGAGACCGAAUGA
This is a messenger RNA of Eremomyces bilateralis CBS 781.70, 1192 nucleotides long. RefSeq lists its product as uncharacterized. Gene Ontology annotation, cellular component: nucleus; Smc5-Smc6 complex. The record is from RefSeq and is a predicted model, not a curated record. Gene Ontology annotation, biological process: DNA damage tolerance; double-strand break repair via homologous recombination. Gene Ontology annotation, molecular function: ubiquitin-protein transferase activity. NCBI's taxonomy places the organism in Eukaryota, Fungi, Ascomycota, Dothideomycetes, Eremomycetales, Eremomycetaceae. Bases 143 to 1192 code for a protein of 349 amino acids. The transcript is spliced from 4 exons.